This is a messenger RNA of Aureobasidium vineae, 1344 nucleotides long. The record is from the annotation of a GenBank genome assembly. Lineage: Eukaryota; Fungi; Ascomycota; Dothideomycetes; Dothideales; Saccotheciaceae.
UUGAUAUCCAUGCGUUCCUCUAACUCACCUGAGCUGGCCAUUGUCGGUGGCGGCAUUGUCGGAUUGAUCUGUGCACUUGGUCUGAUCGACCGCGGCAUCAAGGUCAUCGUCUACGAACAAGCCGAUGGCUUGCGUGAGAAUGGUGCAGGCCUGGCAUUCACAAGGAACGCAGUCGAGUGCCUCAAGCUUGUCAGCACCCUAGCCAGCGAAGCUCUCCGAUCUGUGCAGACGCCAAAUGGAGACACGACGAAUCCGAACGAUCAUCUGCAAUGGGUCGAUGGUUUUAAUCAGCAUGAUCCAAACAACCCAUCCUACGAGCCAGUCCUUUUCAGACUUUUUGUCGGGGCGAACGGAUUUGAGGGUUGUCAUAGAGCACACCUCCUUGAGGCUCUAUGGAAGAGAUUGCCCGAGGGAACAGUUGUGUUUGGNAAAAAGUUGCAAGCCAUCCAUGAUGACUUAGAGAAAGACAAAGUUCUGCUUCACUUCGUGGACGGAACAGCUGCGAAGGCCGAUGGUGUCAUUGGAUGCGACGGAAUCAAAUCUCGCACAAGAGCACUCCUAAUUGGUCUCAACCACCCAGCAGCUAAACCACAGUAUACUCACAAGCUGUCCUAUAGAGCCUUGAUACCGAUGGACAAAGCCAUCGCUGCCCUCGGAGCUAACAAAGCAUUGAACCAAUGCAUGCAUAUCGGCCCCAGCAGACAUCUUCUUCAUUUUCCCGUCGCAGAUCAGAAACUUCUCAACGUUGUGGCUUUCGACUCGGAUGCAGAUUCAUGGACUCAAGAGGAUGGCCGACUGAUCGCACCAGCCACGAGGCAGGAGGUGGUCGAGGCGUUCAAAGACUGGAAUGAACCUGUGCGGACCAUUACCGAGAUGUUCCCAGAAGUCAGUGAGAAGUGGGCUGUCUUUGACAGCUACGAGCAUCCGGUUCCUUUCUACUCGAAAGGUCGCGUCUGCCUGGCANNGGGGGACUCUGCGCACGCGGCCGCACCUCAUCACGGGGCUGGUGCAGGAGCCGGUGUUGAAGAUAUCCUCUGUUUGAUCACGGCUAUUGACAAGGCUAUCACUCUGGCGAAUUCCAAGACAGCUCUGACGACGGCUUUCUCCAUGUAUGACGGGAUUCGUUAUGAUCGCACGCAAUGGCUGGUGCAGAGUAGCCACGAAGUCUGCGAGAUGUAUGAGUUAGAUCAUCCUCUGACAAAGGGUGAUAUGAACAAAUGCAGAGACGAGGUGGAAGAAAGAUCGCAUAGGAUCUGGUAUUUUGACUAUCAAAACAUGCUCGACCAGACACUACUGGGUAUGGAGAAGAUGCUAGGGCAGUUCCAGCCCUCGGUCCGUCUAUAG